This is a messenger RNA of Penicillium malachiteum, 2118 nucleotides long. RefSeq lists its product as uncharacterized. NCBI's taxonomy places the organism in Eukaryota, Fungi, Ascomycota, Eurotiomycetes, Eurotiales, Aspergillaceae. The transcript has 7 exons. The record is from RefSeq and is a predicted model, not a curated record. Bases 1 to 2118 code for a protein of 705 amino acids.
AUGCAGCCUCGAAGAAGUAUCUUCAAUAGACCUUCAUUCGCAAGUCUCAGCAGCCCCGAGCGAAGACACGUCCGUAAAAGCGAACCGUCAUCGCCGACAUGGCUCACAGACUCGUCGAAAUCGAGUUCGAUUAUCGAUCUUACCGACGAAUAUACCACCAAAACACCACCUGCCGAUACACCAGAUCCUCAGCAUGAGGAAUCGCCGAUACAAUUUGCGGAGGACGAGAACUCAACGGCUGGACCGAAUACUCAACAUGAGGAAUCACCGAUACAAUCAGAAGAAUCACUGAUACAAUCGGACGAAUCGCCGACACAGUUAGCGGAGGAUCAAACCCCGACGCCUACACCAGCGAAAAGUUCCCAACACUUGCCAUGUGCGGCCGAGGCCUCACAACCCUCGUUGAAUGACAGCUUCCAAGGGUCUCUUCGGGUGACCAGAGGAGGCCAAGAGGUGGUCAUUAGUUCUGAUGGAGAAGAAUCCGACGACUCAUUGGAUGAAGACCCGCUCUUGUCCUUGAUGCCCAAGUCAACUGUUAGCCGUCCUACAGUUGUCAUUCCUGUGUUACGGCCUACUCUUCCUGUUCCGGGAAAAUACAACAAUACAAUUGAUUCUCUGUUACAAGAUGCGCGCAACGAUGUUGAGACGGAAAGAAAGGUGGCCCAGGCGAAGGCUGGUUUUAAUACGCAGCGUAAUAACACACAGGAGAAAGCUGGACUCCAUGAAAAAAUCUUGACUUCCGCUUUGGAAGACAAGGAUGAUGAUGAUGGUGGCAUGGGUGCGCAGCGUGUCAUUGAAGCCGUUCGGAGAACUGAAGCCCUGGACGAGGACAUGACUUGGCGGUUUUUGAACCAGGCGCAAAUUAUACCGGCUGCGUUUGAGUUUCCCCGUGAUUUAUUCCACCCAGGGUCAAGUCUAGCAGCCCUGCGCGAUACCCCGUCACGAGAGCGGAUGCUUAAGUCUGGCAUAUUGGAAUUUGCCGCCUCGCGGAACCUUCUACCAGAUGAGUUGAUUCGAUGGCUGUUCUGUCAUGUACCCUAUGAGCCGAAGGCAGAAUUGAGACAAGCAUAUUGUCGUGUGGUUACGCAAUGCCCAGCCGGGCAAUUCAGAUCUCUCAUUAAACCCAAUGACAUUGACGACCUUUUCCUCUGCUUGGGCGCGAAACCCCGUGCAUUGGAUUUCUCCCAACCAGUUGACAAAGAUCCUCACGAUCAAAACUACCGGAAAUCGGCAUUGAAGGACCGAGCAAUUAUGCUAUCAAUUUUCGAGUUGCUUCGGGAUGCCAUUCAAUUGUUUUCGGAAGAUUCUUUGGAACAUGCAAUCCAAAUAUUGUUGCGCAUGGCCUUGGACACUUCGUUGACGGCCGAUGGUAUGGUUCGCUCGGAGCUGCAGAGUUGUCUCACUGCUCUCCUAGAAGUUGUGCCAGGCAGUGAUGAUGACUCGGAGGGGAUGAUGAUGCAUCGAAUUUGCAAAACCGUUUACGAGAGCAUCCAGGAUGUGCAAUUUCAAAGCCAGAUACUACAGCACAUCCUGCCAACCUCUAAACGGACCGCCUUGCUACGAUACCGUCUCGCCAUGGCAUUUCUACUUCAGAAACCCGGCCCAUUGACAGAACCAGUGGAGGAGGUUUUGAAUUUGAAACGCCUGACGCUCUUCUUGAUCAGCGAUAAGCGUCUCAAAGUGAAAUCAUACAAAAAGUCCGGCCAUGAUUAUGGCCAGUUGAUCGCUGUGUCUACGCUACUAGACAUAGUAAUCAACAGUACUAUUUAUGACCUGAAUUUUCAUACGAAGAAAGACUCGGAGAAAGACCACAAUGCGAAGAAAGACCACAGUGCAGAGAAAGACUACAAUGCGGCGAUUGACAAGAUCGCCGCUCAGAUCAAGGGAGUCUUUAGUGCGAUUGAAGAUGCCGGUGCAUCCCAUCUCAAACGAAUGCUGGCAAAAGAAGCUUUAGAGAGGGUGCACUACCGCAUGUUAUAUUCUGUGCGGUCGAAGCCACCUCCGAGCAAAAGAAUGCUAUUUGCAUCUGACACUCCACGAAGAGAUGGUAAUAUUGGGGAACUUUUCAAGCCACGGAUUGCUAUUCACACCUGUGGACUCGAGGAAACGAGACCAUGA